UCUUUACUUUCACUUCAUCUAGCAAUUAACAAGCCCAUCUAGCAAUUUACAAGCCAUGUUUAAAUCAUACUUCCUAGCAUUCUUCCUUGGGCUGUUGGUUCUCGCAUCUCCGGCGGCCACCUAUGGUGGGGUCGCAUCUGGUAAGGAGAGGCACAUAGACCAUUUAGCCGAGGAAAUAUCCAAGAAAAACGCCGUGAAUCCAGAUGAGCAACCACAUAAGCCAGCAGGUUGUCCACCAGGAGCAACCUCUAUCAAUGCAGCGAAGGAAGUACCCAAGUCCAAGCAAGCAGGUUGUCCGCCAGAAGCAUCCUCUAUGAAUGCAGCGAAGGAAGAACCUAAGUCCAAGCAAGCAGGUUGUCCACCGGCAGUAACCACCGUGAAUCGAGCAGAGCAACUAGCUAAGCCAACAGGUUGUCCACCGGCAGUAACCACCAUGAAUCGAGAAGAGCAAGUAGCUAAGCCAACAGGAUGUCGACCAGGAGCAACCUCUAUGAAUGCAGUGGAGGAAGAACCUAAGUCCAAGCCAGCAGGUUGUCCACCAGGAAAAACCACCGUGAAUGCUAUGGUGGAAGGGCGUAAGAUGAAGUGUGGGAACUCGGGUUCAAUACCAACAGGGACAAGUAAUUGAUGAUUUUUGAUUUUUUGUCAACAAUGUAGUUUUCUAAAAGUCGGAAUUCAUGGAAAACUUGUAUUGUUGCAAUCUUAUGUUGAAUGAAAUCUUACCAUGAAAAUG
Molecule: messenger RNA, 733 nt
Organism: Olea europaea var. sylvestris
Lineage: Eukaryota; Viridiplantae; Streptophyta; Magnoliopsida; Lamiales; Oleaceae
Product: basic salivary proline-rich protein 2-like
Exons: 2
Coding region: 56-628 (190 amino acids)
Source: RefSeq, a predicted model, not a curated record